This is a messenger RNA of Cylas formicarius (sweet potato weevil), 1635 nucleotides long. RefSeq lists its product as uncharacterized. Gene Ontology annotation, cellular component: plasma membrane. The transcript is spliced from 6 exons. NCBI's taxonomy places the organism in Eukaryota, Metazoa, Arthropoda, Insecta, Coleoptera, Brentidae. The record is from RefSeq and is a predicted model, not a curated record. Gene Ontology annotation, biological process: sensory perception of smell; detection of chemical stimulus involved in sensory perception of smell. Gene Ontology annotation, molecular function: olfactory receptor activity; odorant binding. The coding region runs from base 153 to 1340 and encodes 395 amino acids.
GGACCCUUUCAUUACUAUCCCGCAAUCCAACGGUCGGAUAUCCGUGGUGGUUGAAUUUCCGCUGACAAUUCCGCGAGUGAAGUAGUUAGUUUGUUACGACCUCGUCGUGCUGUAUAGAGGUGCACAACUGAACGAUUUUCAUACGGACACAUAUGGCCAUCGGCACCAAGCGCCAACAGUCGAUCUUAACACUCGCCAAAUAUUCCAUGACUUUGGUCGGUUUCUGGCAAUACCCCAGCCAAAAAUAUCCUCUGAAACUUCUCUACAGUAUCUACUCCGCUUUCUUCGUCAUUUAUUUCAUGACAUACACCUGUUCUGUGUGCAUCAAAUUCGCCAUUACUCUAACCACUGCUUCCACAUUCGACUCGGAGAUCAUCAAGCAAUUAGCUUUUACACUAAGUAUCUUAAUGACGAUGUACGUUGUUAUGGUGUGUCACAGCUCGGGAUUUAAUAAGAUAUUAUCGUAUAUUGUAAAUGAGGAACGAAGCAUAUUGCAGACCGAAGAUUUUGACAUUUUAAAGUCCCACCUUCAACAGAUCCGAAACUGCAACAACCUAAACGCUAUUUACGCAGUGUUCACAUUCGGCACUGGAUUCGCUAUGGCUUUGGAGAAUUACCUACAGAGCAUUGAGGUGGCGCGCUACAACAGCGACCGCAAUACCACCCUGGAGAGACCCCAGCUCGUCGGCCUCUACUAUUUUGGAAUAAACCCAUAUAAACAUGCAGAUCUGCUGUUGGUCAUUUCAGAAAUCUGCAUCUUAUUCAACGUGUUGAUAAUGCUCUCGUCCAAGCUCGGCGUAUUUACUUGCGUCAUAUUCGGAAUAUCGCUGCUGAAGAAACUCCAAAUUAGUUUCCGGAAAAUGGGCGUGGAUCGGGAAAACGCGCUGGCCGUUUUGAAUCGCCUGGUGGACGAUCAUCAGAGGGUUAUCGCAUUUGCUGACAAAUUGAACGCUUCCAUAAAAUAUUUGAUAUUGGUGGAGUAUAUUUUAAAUUCGCUGAAUGUGGCCGCAGUCUCCGUUCAGUUCAUAACGUACGACAAGAAGAUGCUGCUUUUGCCCUUCUUCUACUUAUUCUUUCUGCUGAUUCAAGUUUUUAUCAUGGGCAUAGGUGCCAACGAAAUAAGUGUCGAGAGUGUUAAUCUAUCAAACGCACUGUACUUUAGUCCGUGGUACGAGCAAAGCGAAGCUGCUAAGAAGGUAAUAUUGAUCAUUAUUGCCCGAACUCAAAAACCCAUCAAUUUAACCAUAGGGCAGUUCAGGCCUAUGGUUAUAGAUUCGGCCCUAGCUAUCUGUAAGGCGUCCUACUCAUACGUCACGCUGAUGAUGCAUAACGUCCAAUAGACAGAUGCCGAGCAGAUCCUAAUGACGGACCAGAAAAUAGGCUUUGCAAAGGAAAAGUGUUUACAAAAUUCAAAUAUAUGUUAUAUUAAAGAAGAUAUUGUAAUCGUCACUAUUUCUGCCUCAGUUAUAGUUUAGAAAUUGUAGGUAGUAUUAAAAAUCCGAUCCUAUCUUUAAUAAAAAACGGAAUUUCCCAUUUACCCUGUACUUACGUAUUGUGAAACGUUUUUAUGAAUAUAAAAAGUAUAGUAAUAUAAUGUGACAUUUUCACAAACUUAAAACUAGUACAAAUAUCGGU